This is a messenger RNA of Cooperia oncophora, 567 nucleotides long. Lineage: Eukaryota; Metazoa; Nematoda; Chromadorea; Rhabditida; Trichostrongylidae. The record is from the annotation of a GenBank genome assembly.
AUGACAGGGUAUGUGGCGACUCGAUGGUAUCGAGCACCCGAAAUUAUGCUCAAUUGGAUGCACUACUCGCAAACAGUCGACAUUUGGUCUGUCGGAUGCAUUUUGGCAGAACUCAUCACAGGACGAACAUUGUUUCCAGGCUCAGAUCACAUUGACCAAUUGACACGCAUAAUGAAUAUAGUUGGAACGCCGAACGAGGAAUUUCUGGCUAAAAUUCAAUCUGAAGAGGCGAGGAACUAUAUUAGGAAUCUUCCAAAAAUGCCACGAAAAGACUUCAAGAAACUGUUUGCGACAGCCAGCCCCGCAGCUAUUGAUUUAUUGGAGAAGAUGCUCCAGCUCGAUCCCGACUACAGACCAACCGCUGCCGAGGCGAUGGAGCACGAGUAUUUGGCUGCCUAUCAUGAUGCAUCCGAUGAGCCAACGUCGGAGGUGUUGGACUUGGAUGAAGGUGUGGAGACGACAAAUAUAGAUGAGUGGAGGAGAUUGAUAUGGAACGAGAUUGAGGAUUUUGCGGCUCACAGAGACUUGGCUCCUCAGACACCCUCAUCAACCAUGGAUGAGAGCUAG